AUGGUCCACAUCGCGUCCUUCGCGCUACUCGCCUCUGCAGCCCUCGCGGCGCCUACCUCGUACAUCAAGGGUCGCCACGGCGCGACGCACACCGAAGCCAUUGAAGUCAUUGGCGGCAACGAGGCCGAGGUCGGCAAGCACCUCUACGUGACCGGCCUGCGCCAAACCGAAAUCAAGAAGAACGAGUGCGGUGGGUCGCUCAUCUCGCCGACGGCCGUGCUCACGACGGCGCAAUGCGCGUACGGCGACUGGGCCCAGUAUGUGUCCGUGGGGUCCCAUUUUCUGAACGGCACCUCGGACGGUGAGCGCAUCAAGGUCAAGACGAUCGUGUCGCACCCCAAGUUCAACAUGGAGACGAUGGUCUACGACUAUGCAAUCCUCGAGUUGGAGAACCCGUCCAAGGUGUUGCCGAUCGAGGUUUCAUUCGAGGACGAUGCGGCCAACGCGCCCGGUGUCACGGGUGUCGCCCGGGGCUGGGGCACAACGAGCCUCAUGAGCCCGCAGUCCAACGUUCUCAAAGAGGUCGGCCUCAAGAUCUGGUCCAACAAGGACUGCCAGGCCGCGUUCACCAAGCUCAAUGAUCCGUCCAUCCCGGCGGUGGCGACCUCGAUGGUUUGUGCGGGUGGCGUCAAAGGCGAGGACACGUGCCAGGGCGACAUGGGUGGCCCACUCACGGUCACCAAGAACGGCAAGGACGUGCUCGUCGGUCUCACGAGCUGGGGCGUUGUCUGCGGUGAGGCUGGUAUUCCCAGUGUCUACGCGCGCCUCUCGCAGGCCAAGGACUUUAUUGCGCCAUAUCUUCCCAAGCCGGCGUGCUAGACGCUUGGGCAAUAUGUGUAGAGUCUACCAACACCGAUUACAGGCUUUUUGUAGUGGCUUUCGACUGAAUUCACUUUUGUCCUUGCUUUGUCGA
Messenger RNA from Saprolegnia diclina VS20, 913 nucleotides. RefSeq lists its product as hypothetical. Gene Ontology annotation, molecular function: serine-type endopeptidase activity. Lineage: Eukaryota; Oomycota; Saprolegniomycetes; Saprolegniales; Saprolegniaceae. Gene Ontology annotation, biological process: proteolysis. The record is from RefSeq and is a predicted model, not a curated record. Bases 1 to 819 code for a protein of 272 amino acids. The transcript has a single exon.